This is a messenger RNA of Glycine soja, 589 nucleotides long. Its product is annotated as probable WRKY transcription factor 33. The transcript has 2 exons. Gene Ontology annotation, molecular function: DNA-binding transcription factor activity; sequence-specific DNA binding. The record is from RefSeq and is a predicted model, not a curated record. Gene Ontology annotation, biological process: regulation of DNA-templated transcription. The annotation marks the transcript as partial. NCBI's taxonomy places the organism in Eukaryota, Viridiplantae, Streptophyta, Magnoliopsida, Fabales, Fabaceae.
AGAGGAUGAAAAUGAUGGUCAUUCCUAUUCUUCUACUGGGAGUAGAACUGUUAAGGAACCUAGAGUUGUAGUUCAAACCACAAGUGAAAUUGACAUACUUGAUGAUGGAUAUAGGUGGAGGAAAUAUGGACAGAAACUAGUUAAAGGAAACCCAAACCCUAGGAGUUACUACACAUGUGUAGCCCUGGGUUGUCCAGUGAGAAAACAUGUUGAGAGAGUUGCACAUGAUAUGAAAGCUGUGAUUACAACUUAUGAAGGGAAACAUAUCCAUGAUGUACCUUUAGGACGAGGAAACUCAAGCUAUAGCAUGAAUAGAACUUCUCUAAACAACAACACCAACACCAAUAUUGUAAUAGAUCCUGCCCCUAUUAGGCCCUCCGCAGUGACUAAUUAUUCUAACUCAGCAAGUUUCACAAACUCACUUCAUGACACAAAGCCACCAACAUCUGCAAGCCAAGAACCUUUUCCAAUGGACUUGGUGUUGAGCCCCGAAAGCAUCGGAUUUUUGGCUAAUGACCCGUUUCUUCAGUCUUUUUGUCAAAGAACUUUUAAAUUUGGAAGCAGAAGAACACUAGAACGUUACACAUAA